AUGGCGGGCGGCUCGGCGAAGUUUUUGCCCCUCGCUCUGCGCUUCCUCGAGUGCUGCUUCUGCUCCGCAACAUUCGCCAUCCUGUGCUAUCUCAACUUCUCUUGGAAGAGCAUCAACGUCACGGCAUUCCUGUUCGGAACGGGCGUCACGGGCCUCAUCCUCUCAUUCAUCCUCAUGCUCGUGCACGCCGCCAACGUCGCCGGCGUCAAGCUCGACUCGCUCGGCUCGCAGCUCUUCGGAAGCUUCAGUCCUUUGGAUUCCCACCCCCUCCCCCACCCACCUCCUACCUCCCACCCCCACCCUCCCCCACCCACCUCCUACCUCCCACCCCCACCCUCCCCCACCCCCACGGCAGAUGAUGAUGAUGCUGCUGUUCGCCGCGUCGUGCGCGUCCGCGUCCUUCACGUCGCGCAUGUGCGGCUCGUACUCCACCAACUUCCUCCUCGGAUACAUGUACGUUUGUGCGUGGGGGGAGGGGGGAAAGGGGUGUGGGUGCGCGCGUGGCUGUGCGGGUGUGGGUGCGCAUGUGCAGCUCCUACUCCACCAACUUCCUCCUCGGCUACAUUCCAAGUGGUGCUGCGUGCGCACGGAGAUCGUGAUCCCUUCUCCCGCCCCUCCCCCCUUCGCACCCCCGCUUUUCCCCAACUCUCUCCCCCCCCUUCCUUCUUCUCCCCUCGCCUCCGCCCCCGUCGCUCCGGCCAUCCGCCAGUCCAAGUGUCCAAGUGGUGCUGCGUGCGCGCGGAGGACGACGCGACCAUCUACCGAAAGAAGGUCAUGAUGAACGUCACGGGGGGCGUGGCGCCGGGCAAUCUCCUUGCCAUCAUGGGUCCUGAAGGGUCAGGCAAGUCGCUGCUGCUGCACAUGCUGGCGGGGCGGCUGGAGGGCGACGCCAACUUCCGCGGCAGCAUAGAGUACAGCGGCGAGCCGUUUGGGGCCACGCUGAGGCGCGAGAUUGGGUUCGUGGAGAACGACGUCGACCUGCAGGCCAAUCUGACGGUAAAGGAGACGCUCAUGUUCGCGGCCAUGCUGCGGCUGCCUGAGGGCACGGAGGAGAUCGACCAGAUCGUGCGAGUGGAGCAUGUGCUUGACUCGCUGGAGCUCACUCACUGUGCGGACAAGGUGAUAGGGCGCACGGGGCGCAAUGCAGUGCUGUACAACGAGCUCAGGCGACUGGCCAUUGGGGUGCAAAUGAUCGUCAACCCACCGCUGCUGCUGCUCGAUGAACCAACUUCGGGUCUCGAUGGUGCCAUGGCUCUCCGCAUAACCAGAGCUCUGCACUCAUAUGCGCUAGCAGGCAGAUCAGUGGUAGCAACAAUGAAGCAGCCGUCCUCCAAGAUGUUCUCUCUCUUCACGCACCUCCUCCUCAUCACCGACGGAAACCCCAUCUUCUUCGGCGCGGCUGAUGCCGCUCUCCCCUACUUCGACUCCAUCGGCUACACCAUGGCCCCGGACACCAGCGCUGCCGAGUUCUUCCUCGACCUGACGGCCCCCGAAGCAGCGGACGCAUCGAUUCAUUUCGGCACGUCCACCAACCUCAUCCGCCUGUGGGCCACCGGUGACGCCGCCAGGGAGAUAGAGCGAGCCGCCAUGCCCUCUGCUGCUGCUGCCUCUGCUAAGAGACGCAAGGGGAAAGACGCUGGGAAUGGGGAUGUUGAGGAAGGGGAGGGAGCAGGAGGGGGAGCGGGGACAGGAGGGGGAGAGGAAGGGGGUGUGGGAACUCGCGUGCGUGUAUAA
Closterium sp. Naga37s-1 is the source of this 1734-nucleotide messenger RNA. The record is from the annotation of a GenBank genome assembly. Lineage: Eukaryota; Viridiplantae; Streptophyta; Zygnematophyceae; Desmidiales; Closteriaceae.